This is a messenger RNA of Danio aesculapii, 2593 nucleotides long. Its product is annotated as gastrula zinc finger protein XlCGF57.1. Lineage: Eukaryota; Metazoa; Chordata; Actinopteri; Cypriniformes; Danionidae. Gene Ontology annotation, molecular function: DNA-binding transcription factor activity; RNA polymerase II cis-regulatory region sequence-specific DNA binding. The transcript has 4 exons. Gene Ontology annotation, biological process: regulation of transcription by RNA polymerase II. The coding region runs from base 348 to 1577 and encodes 409 amino acids. The record is from RefSeq and is a predicted model, not a curated record.
UAACUGUUUGGACUUUUAUUUUGGUAUUGUACUAUGACGUCAUGAAUCUGCGUCGCCAUUCGCGUCUACUGUGAAGGGAGAAGAGCUAAAAAUGAGAUGAAAUGGUUGUUUUUAGAUAUCUAAAGUGUUUAAAUGCGUAGAAAAGUGUUGUGGGAGUUUUAUCAUUUUAAGGUGAUGUGUUUAAACGUGUGAAUGUGUUUUAAACGGAGUUAUUUAGUGCGAGUAAAGCGCGUUUACACACUGAAGAGCUUAUUCUGCUCUGUAUCGUCAUUCAGCUCAUCAGAAACACCAGUUCAGACACUACAGAGAAACUCCUGCUGAAGCGACUGAGCUCCACUAUUAUAAAGAUGGCCUUUAUUAAAGAGGAGAGUGAAGACCUGAAGAUUGAGGACACAUUCAAACAUGAAGAUCCUGAGCAGCUAACAGACCUGAUGCCACCAAAAGUGGAGGAUGAAGAAGAGGAUGAGUUUGAUCUCAUGACUAUAGUCGAGUCUAUACGGGCUGAAAGGACUGCUGCAUCAGCAAACGCUGAACUGAAGGAAGCUGAAAACAAUUUGGCCUGCCACCAUUGUGGAUUGAGCUUCACAUCAGCACACGAUCUGGAGAGUCACACUAAUAGACGACCCUUCACGAGGGAAAAUAGUCUGCAGUGUCACACCGGAGAGCAGCGGCGUAAAUGUGACCUGCUGUCGCCGAAAGAAGCAAGCACAGGAGCUAAAGAAGGCUUCACGUGUAAACCGUGUGGAAUGAUGUGCGCCCACAGGAGAAACGGUGAUGCUCAAAUGAAGAUCCACAGCGGAGAGAAGCUCUACACGUGCCAACGGUGCGGGAAUAGUUUCAGUCUGAAAGGAAGCCUGACGCGCCACAUGCAGAGGCAUAAAGAGGAGGAUUAUUACAGCUUCUUGAGGACAGGAGAUCCUUCAGGAGACACGAGCGCCGGAGACAAACCCUACGCUUGUACUCAGUGUGACAGGAGUUUUAAAGUCGGAGCAAGCCUCGUGCUUCACAUGAGGAGUCACAGCGGAGAUAACCCGUUCACUUGUGCUCAGUGCGGGAAGAGCUAUAUUAAUAAGGGCAACCUUGACAAACACAUGAAAAUCCACAACCGAUGGAGUCACGUGCGCUGCCAGCAGUGCGGGAAGAGCUUCAGUCAUAAACAAUACCUGAAGAUCCACAUGAGGGUCCACAGCGGAGAGCGGCCGCACACAUGCGGCGAGUGCGGGAGGAGUUUCGCCAUCAAGCAGAACCUGAACGCUCAUCUCAGCGUUCAUAAAGGAGAAAAGCCCUUCACCUGCCAACACUGCGGACGGAGAUUCCUGCACAGAUCCAGCCUCAACAAGCACACGAAGGCUCACUCCGCAGAGAAGUGCUUCGUGUGCUAUCAGUGUGGGAAGAGCUACAAGGAGAAAAGGAACCUGAACACACACAUCCGAGUCCACACCGGAGAAAGGCCGUUCCGUUGCGCUCGCUGCGGGAAGAGUUUCCACUCUAAAUCAUAUCUUUACUCGCACAUGAGGACACACAGACGAGACGGCGCUCGAGGGCGCAGUGUGUCCUUUCGGCCACUAGAGGGAUAGAGUUUGCGUUCACAACAAACAAGCGCAUGUCAGAUAAACACACAUUCACUGUAAACAUGCUUUUCUUAGACUUGUUUUGUCUUGUUUUAGUUCAAAUGUCUAAGAAGUCUUAAUUUACGAAGAUUUUUUUUAGACAAGCAGAAAAUACUGCCUUGUUUUCAGAAAUAACGAGUCAAAGCUAAGCGAGUGUAACGGAGGCCAGCUAGCGAAGUGCUGUGCAGGUAAACCUCACUCUUCUGACCUCUAAACGUGCCCUAGUGCAGAUGCUAGAGGUCACAGUCUUUAGCCUUCAUGUUAGAGCAACCGACUCCCUUGCAGAAGGUUGCCGGUUCGAUCCCAGCUCGGAGCGGGUUGGGUGGUGUAGGACCGGCGGGGUUACACGAGUUUUCUCUUACACCCGGAAAACUGUCAAACACAAAAGAUGUUAGAUUAUUUCUAUGUAAACAAACAAAGGAGUAUUUCUGAUGCAUAAAGAGAGAAAGAGUGUGUCUGAAAACUUCUUACGAGUUCACACUGCAUGAUUUUCAUAAUCAUCGGAUCGCUGUUUUCACACUGUGCAUAUACGGUGGUGUGGUCCCUACAAUAAAAAUGUGUAUCGACUAUGAUGGAAACACAUUUACUGAGUAAAUUCCAGCUUAUGCAUCAAAACGUUGUGAUUUGAGAACAUAUAAUUAGCUAAUUGUGAUGGAAUCAUAGCUAUUGACGCUGCUCUAAAACAGUAAGACUAUAAUAUAAAUAAAUAAAUAAAUAAAUACAUGUGUGUUUAACUCUUCAUUCUGAUGAAUUCAUGAAUUAUGUAUUUAUUUGUUUGUUUAUUGAGUUAGAAUUGGAGAAUUAGAAUCUCGCAGCGAUGGAAAGAGUACUGUAAUAUCCUACUUACACUAGGGGGUCUAAAGUUUGGGGUCAGUAGGAUUUUACAAAGUUACAUCAUCCUUCAGAAAUCACUCUAAUAUUAAUUAUUAUUAUUAGUGGUGAUAGUAAUAAAAGCAUAGUGACUGCAGUAAUUAAAAUUGAAA